CAUCAACCAUCAACCAUCAACCAUCAACCAUCAACAUCAACCAUCAUCCUCCAUCAACCAUCCUCCAUCAACCCAGAACCCCCGCCGCCAGCUCAUGCGCGUUCAGUCAACCACGACAUCACCUACCUCAACAGCAUAUCGAGACUCGUAUUGGAUCUAGAGAUCCGGUACACAGAGUCCAUAGUUAUUCAAAAUGGCUACUAUGGUGAAUCCACCCGCUUCCAAGUCGAAAUCCAACCCUCUGGAUCUCCGCGUAGGUAAUAAGUACCGCAUCGGCCGUAAGAUCGGAAGCGGUAGCUUCGGUGACAUCUAUCUCGGCACCAACAUCAUCUCCGGCGAGGAGAUCGCCAUCAAGCUCGAGAGCGUCAAGGCCAAGCACCCCCAACUCGAAUAUGAGGCUCGCGUCUACAAGUCCCUGGCCGGCGGUGUCGGUAUCCCGUUCGUGCGCUGGUUCGGAACCGAGUGUGACUACAAUGCCAUGGUUCUGGACCUCCUCGGACCCAGUUUGGAGGACCUGUUCAACUUCUGCAACCGCAAGUUCUCGCUGAAGACUGUCCUGCUCCUGGCCGAUCAGCUCAUCUCGCGUAUCGAGUACAUCCACGCCAAAUCAUUCAUCCACCGUGAUAUCAAGCCGGACAACUUCCUCAUGGGCAUCGGAAAGCGUGGUAACCAGGUCAACGUUAUUGACUUCGGUCUGGCCAAGAAGUACCGUGACCCCAAGACCCAUUUCCACAUCCCAUACAGAGAGAACAAGAACUUGACGGGUACUGCCCGUUAUGCUUCGAUCAACACCCAUCUUGGUGUCGAGCAGUCUCGCCGUGACGACAUGGAGUCCCUCGGAUAUGUUAUGCUUUACUUCUGCCGUGGAUCCCUCCCAUGGCAGGGACUCAAGGCUGCCACCAAGAAGCAGAAGUACGACCGUAUUAUGGAGAAGAAGAUGACCACCCCGACUGAGGUUCUCUGCCGUGGAUUCCCCAACGAGUUUGCCAUCUACCUCAACUACACCAGGUCCCUUCGUUUCGACGACAAGCCCGAUUACUCCUACCUCCGAAAGAUCUUCCGUGACCUCUUCGUCCGUGAGGGUUUCCAGUACGAUUACGUCUUCGACUGGACGGUGUACAAGUACCAGAAGAACGCUCAGGCCAUUGCCCAGGCGGCUGGUAACACCCCAGGUGCGGAGGAAGAUGAGAAGCAGCACCGUACUCGCACUAAUGCCGCUACUGCGGGCCAGCCGACGCCUCAGCAGGCAUCUAGUGCUUCCAAGCCCGGGGCUAUCUCUACCACCCGCCGUAAGGUCAUGGAGCGUGGCGCCAGCGGAGCCGAUACCCCCGAGACGAACCGAGCCGUUGGUGGGAGUGAUAGGAUUCUCCGCAAAUAGGCUUCGCUCCGCCUCUAAGGGUGUUGUGACUAGCACUGGUCUAGGCACUGCUGGCACUUACCGAGUAAAGAGAGAUGAACCGUCUACACAGCAAUGGUACUGAAAGUUUUCGUUGGACGACCCACUCUACGACUCAAAUUCGAGAUAUUUUGUCUUGGCCCAGAGUUACUCUCGUGACCAGCAUCCGCUUGGCACGAUGUGGCCUGUGUGACAGCUCGAUUACACGCACACGCUACUCAUAUCUUAUGAAUUGUCUUGUUUCGCAAUCGGCUCAGGCUCGACUUAUCGAUUAUUACAUGUCUCGUCAGUUUUGGACUUCAUGGCUAUUGGCUCGCUCGUUACCUGCACUUGGCAGGGCAAUCACAACGACGAACUGGGCCCCAUGAGUUUCAUGCUUUCGAACGGCACUUCGAUGGCGUCUGCAACUUUUGAAGAUCAGCCCGCAAUGACACAUCAUUGUUACUGUUGACUCCUGCUUUGGGGCAACAUCGACUUCAUAAUUACUGAAUGGCCAUCGAUAUAACGAUGCGUAAACAAGAGGGGAGGCUCGGAUCUAGACCAGGCACACGCACACGACCAUACUGUUGUCAAUCCCCGGCCACGGAUGCGCAGCCAGUACCGACCAGCUUUCCCACCAGAAACAGUUUUCGUUUUAUUCUUUCAUGUUUUUUCGUUUUUGCGCGAUUGUCUUUUUCCAGCGUGGCGCCCCCGCGACCCUUACUUUAAUACGACGGAUGCGAAAGCAGAACUUUGUCCAGGAUAGGGGUGCAUUCAACAAGGAGCAACACUCUCAUUCACGCCACCCUCGUCUUGUCUCAUUCCAACAAGCCCCACCACUCACUUGAACAUAUGGAUAUAUGGAGCUCGUCAAUAUCAACAGGGGAUGCGCGGAUAUUUACUGGAAUGGCAGCCGGCUUGUCUCUUUUUUUUUUUUGCUUUUCAUUUGGUCAUGCACAACGUUUCUUAGCUAGCCAUUCAUUUUUGUUUCGAUCAGGGAGGAGAGGCGGU
Messenger RNA from Pseudogymnoascus destructans, 2386 nucleotides. Its product is annotated as serine/threonine protein kinase. Gene Ontology annotation, biological process: endocytosis; signal transduction; peptidyl-serine phosphorylation. Lineage: Eukaryota; Fungi; Ascomycota; Leotiomycetes; Thelebolales; Thelebolaceae. The record is from RefSeq and is a predicted model, not a curated record. Gene Ontology annotation, molecular function: protein serine/threonine kinase activity; ATP binding. Gene Ontology annotation, cellular component: nucleus; cytoplasm. The transcript is spliced from 4 exons. The coding region runs from base 194 to 1378 and encodes 394 amino acids.